This is a messenger RNA of Knipowitschia caucasica, 4947 nucleotides long. The record is from the annotation of a GenBank genome assembly. Lineage: Eukaryota; Metazoa; Chordata; Actinopteri; Gobiiformes; Gobiidae.
AUGGUUCCUGAAUGUUGUGCCCCUCGACCCAUAGUCUGCUCCUUCUUCAGCCUGCUCCUUCUUCAGCCUGCUCCUUCUUCAGUCUGCUCCUUCUUCAGUCUGCUCCUUCUUCAGUCUGCUCCUUCUUCAGUCUGCUCCUUCUUCAGUCUGCUCCUUCUUCAGUCAGCUCCUUCUUCAGCUCCUUCUUCAGUCUGCUCCUUCUUCUGCUCCUUCUUCAGCUCCUUCUUCAGUCUGCUCCUUCUUCAGCUCCUUCUUCAGUCUGCUCCUUCUUCAGUCUGCUCCUUCUUCAGCUCCUUCUUCAGUCUGCUCCUUCUUCAGCCUCUUCUUCAGUCUGCUCCUUCUUCAGUCAGCUCCUUCUUCAGUCUGCUCCUUCUUCAGCUCCUUCUUCAGUCUGCUCCUUCUUCAGUCUGCUCCUUCUUCUGCUCCUUCUUCUGCUCCUUCUUCAGCUCCUUCUUCAGUCUGCUCCUUCUUCAGCUCCUUCUUCAGUCUGCUCCUUCUUCAGCUCCUUCUUCAGUCUGCUCCUUCUUCAGCUCCUUCUUCAGUCUGCUCCUUCUUCAGCUCCUUCUUCAGUCUGCUCCUUCUUCAGUCAGCUCCUUCUUCAGUCUGCUCCUUCUUCAGCUCCUUCUUCAGUCUGCUCCUUCUUCAGUCUGCUCCUUCUUCAGUCUGCUCCUUCUUCAGUCUGCUCCUUCUUCUGCUCCUUCUUCAGUCUGCUCCUUCUUCAGUCUGCUCCUUCUUCUGCUCCUUCUUCUGCUCCUUCUUCAGCUCCUUCUUCAGUCUGCUCCUUCUUCAGCUCCUUCUUCAGUCUGCUCCUUCUUCAGUCUGCUCCUUCUUCAGCUCCUUCUUCAGUCUGCUCCUUCUUCAGCUCCUUCUUCAGUCUGCUCCUUCUUCAGUCAGCUCCUUCUUCAGUCUGCUCCUUCUUCAGCUCCUUCUUCAGCCUGCUCCUUCUUCAGUCUGCUCCUUCUUCAGUCUGCUCCUUCUUCAGUCUGUUCCUUCUUCAGUCUGCUCCUUCUUCUGCUCCUUCUUCAGUCUGCUCCUUCUUCAGCUCCUUCUUCAGUCUGCUCCUUCUUCAGCUCCUUCUUCAGUCUGCUCCUUCUUCAGUCUGCUCCUUCUUCAGCUCCUUCUUCAGUCUGCUCCUUCUUCAGCUCCUUCUUCAGUCUGCUCCUUCUUCAGUCUGCUCCUUCUUCAGUCUGCUCCGUCUUCAGUCUGCUCCUUCUUCAGUCUGCUCCUUCUUCAGUCUGCUCCUUCUUCAGUCUGCUCCGUCUUCAGUCUGCUCCUUCUUCAGUCUGCUCCUUCUUCAGUCUGCUCCUUCUUCAGUCUGCUCCUUCUUCAGUCUGCUCCUUCUUCAGUCAGCUCCUUCUUCAGUCUGCUCCUUCUUCAGUCUGCUCCUUCUUCAGCUCCUUCUUCAGUCUGCUCCUUCUUCAGCUCCUUCUUCAGUCUGCUCCUUCUUCAGUCAGCUCCUUCUUCAGUCUGCUCCUUCUUCAGUCUGCUCCUUCUUCAGUCAGCUCCUUCUUCAGUCUGCUCCUUCUUCAGUCAGCUCCUUCUUCAGCUCCUUCUUCAGAGCUCCUUCUUCAGUCUGCUCCUUCUUCAGUCAGCUCCUUCUUCAGCUCCUUCUUCAGUCAGCUCCUUCUUCAGCUCCUUCUUCAGCUCCUUCUUCAGUCUGCCCCUUCUUCAGCUCCUUCUUCAGUCAGCUCCUUCUUCAGCUCCUUCUUCAGUCUGCUCCUUCUUCAGUCUGCUCCUUCUUCAGUCUGCUCCUUCUUCAGUCUGCUCCUUCUUCAGCUCCUUCUUCAGUCUGCUCCUUCUUCAGUCUGCUCCUUCUUCAGUCUGCUCCUUCUUCAGCUCCUUCUUCAGUCUGCUCCUUCUUCAGUCUGCUCCUUCUUCAGUCAGCUCCUUCUUCAGUCUGCUCCUUCUUCAGUCUGCUCCUUCUUCAGCUCCUUCUUCAGCUCCUUCUUCAGUCUGCUCCUUCUUCAGCUCCUUCUCUGCUCCUUCUUCAGUCUGCUCCUUCUUCAGUCUGCUCCUUCUUCAGCCUGCUCCUUCUUCAGUCUGCUCCUUCUUCAGUCUGCUCCUUCCUCAGCUCCUUCUUCAGCCUGCUCCUUCUUCAGUCUGCUCCUUCUUCAGCUCCUUCUUCAGCUCCUUCCUCAGUCUGCUCCUUCUUCAGCUCCUUCUUCAGUCUGCUCCUUCUUCAGUCUGCUCCUUCUUCAGUCUGCUCCUUCUUCAGCUCCUUCUUCAGUCUGCUCCUUCUUCAGCUCCUUCUUCAGCUCCUUCUUCAGUCUGCUCCUUCUUCAGUCAGCUCCUUCUUCAGCUCCUUCUUCAGUCUGCUCCUUCUUCAGUCUGCUCCUUCUUCAGCUCCUUCUUCAGCUCCUUCUUCAGUCUGCUCCUUCUUCAGUCUGCUCCUUCUUCAGCUCCGUCUUCAGCUCCUUCUUCAGUCUGCUCCUUCUUCAGUCUGCUCCUUCUUCAGCUCCUUCUUCAGUCUGCUCCUUCUUCAGCUCCUUCUUCAGUCUGCUCCUUCUUCAGUCUGCUCCUUCUUCAGCUCCUUCUUCAGUCUGCUCCUUCUUCAGCUCCUUCUUCAGUCUGCUCCUUCUUCAGUCUGCUCCUUCUUCAGUCAGCUCCUUCUUCAGUCUGCUCCUUCUUCAGCUCCUUCUUCAGCUCCUUCUUCAGCUCCUUCUUCAGUCUGCUCCUUCUUCAGCUCCUUCUUCAGUCAGCUCCUUCUUCAGCUCCUUCUUCAGUCUGCUCCUUCUUCAGCUCCUUCUUCAGUCUGCUCCUUCUUCAGUCAGCUCCUUCUUCAGCUCCUUCUUCAGUCUGCUCCUUCUUCAGCUCCUUCUUCAGUCUGCUCCUUCUUCAGCUCCUUCUUCAGUCUGCUCCUUCUUCAGUCAGCUCCUUCUUCAGUCUGCAUCUUCUUCAGUCAGCUCCUUCUUCAGCUCCUUCUUCAGAGCUCCUUCUUCAGUCUGCUCCUUCUUCAGUCAGCUCCUUCUUCAGCUCCUUCUUCAGUCAGCUCCUUCUUCAGCUCCUUCUUCAGCUCCUUCUUCAGUCUGCUCCUUCUUCAGCUCCUUCUUCAGUCAGCUCCUUCUUCAGCUCCUUCUUCAGUCUGCUCCUUCAGUCUGCUCCUUCUUCAGUCUGCUCCUUCUUCAGCUCCUUCUUCAGUCUGCUCCUUCUUCAGUCAGCUCCUUCUUCAGCUCCUUCUUCAGUCUGCUCCUUCUUCAGUCUGCUCCUUCUUCAGUCUGCUCCUUCUUCAGCUCCUUCUUCAGUCUGCUCCUUCUUCAGUCUGCUCCUUCUUCAGUCUGCUCCUUCUUCAGUCAGCUCCUUCUUCAGUCUGCUCCUUCUUCAGUCUGCCCCUUCUUCAGCUCCUUCUUCAGUCUGCUCCUUCUUCAGCUCCUUCUCUGCUCCUUCUUCAGUCUGCUCCUUCUUCAGUCUGCUCCUUCUGCAGCUCCUUCUUCAGCCUGCUCCUUCUUCAGUCUGCUCCUUCUUCAGUCUGCUCCUUCUUCAGCCUGCUCCUUCUUCAGCCUGCUCCUUCUUCAGUCUGCUCCUUCUUCAGUCUGCUCCUUCUUCAGCUCCUUCUUCAGUCUGCUCCUUCUUCAGCUCCUUCUUCAGUCUGCUCCUUCUUCAGUCUGCUCCUUCUUCAGCUCCUUCUUCAGCUCCUUCUUCAGUCUGCUCCUUCUUCAGUCUGCUCCUUCUUCAGUCUGCUCCUUCAGUCUGCUCCUUCUUCAGUCAGCUCCUUCUUCAGCUCCUUCUUCAGUCUGCUCCUUCUUCAGUCUGCUCCUUCUUCAGCUCCUUCUUCAGUCUGCUCCUUCUUCAGUCUGCUCCUUCUUCAGCUCCUUCUUCAGUCUGCUCCUUCUUCAGUCUGCUCCUUCUUCAGCUCCUUCUUCAGUCUGCUCCUUCUUCAGUCUGCUCCUUCUUCAGCUCCUUCUUCAGUCUGCUCCUUCUUCAGUCUGCUCCUUCUUCAGUCAGCUCCUUCUUCAGUCUGCUCCUUCUUCAGCUCCUUCUUCAGCUCCUUCUUCAGCUCCUUCUUCAGUCUGCUCCUUCUUCAGCUCCUUCUUCAGUCAGCUCCUUCUUCAGCUCCUUCUUCAGUCUGCUCCUUCUUCAGCUCCUUCUUCAGUCUGCUCCUUCUUCAGUCAGCUCCUUCUUCAACUCCUUCUUCAGUCUGCUCCUUCUUCAGCUCCUUCUUCAGUCUGCUCCUUCUUCAGCUCCUUCUUCAGCUCCUUCUUCAGUCUGCUCCUUCUUCAGUCAGCUCCUUCUUCAGCUCCUUCUUCAGUCUGCUCCUUCUUCAGCUCCUUCUUCAGCUCCUUCUUCAGUCAGCUCCUUCUUCAGCUCCUUCUUCAGUCUGCUCCUUCUUCAGUCUGCUCCUUCUUCAGCUCCUUCUUCAGUCUGCUCCUUCUUCAGUCAGCUCCUUCUUCAGCUCCUUCUUCAGUCUGCUCCUUCUUCAGCUCCUUCUUCAGUCUGCUCCUUCUUCAGCUCCUUCUUCAGCUCCUUCUUCAGUCUGCUCCUUCUUCAGUCAGCUCCUUCUUCAGCUCCUUCUUCAGUCUGCUCCUUCUUCAGCUCCUUCUUCAGCUCCUUCUUCAGUCAGCUCCUUCUUCAGCUCCUUGUUCAGUCUGCUCCUUCUUCAGCUCCUUCUUCAGCUCCUUCUUCAGUCUGCUCCUUCUUCAGCUCCUUCUUCAGUCUGCUCCUUGUUCAGUCUGCUCCUUCUUCAGCUCCUUCUUCAGCUCCUUCUUCAGUCUGCUCCUUCUUCAGCUCCUUCUUCAGUCUGCUCCUUCUUCAGUCAGCUCCUUCUUCAGUCUGUUCCUUCUUCAGUCUGCUCCUUCUUCAGUCUGUCGCUGUACUCGGGAAUGCACACUUUCCACAGUUCAGGAAAGUUUGCUACGGCCACAAUCAGAUUAUCGACUAUACGGUCUUCCAUGUUCAAAAAGGCCGGUUCCGGGUGUCCCCCGAGGUGUAUGUAGUGUGUACGUGGCGUGA